UCUAUGACACCCUAUAUAUCUUGCCAUGUGGAGUACAUUUUAUUUCCUGCAGCGGCUAACCUUGGAUACUCGGACCCUUUGUAUAAUGGAUCAUUUAUAUCAGUAAAAUCGUGCCGGCGAACUCUCUCGUCAUUCCUCAAUAAGUAGCAGCCUCUCUCAACACACUUCCUACUAGAAUACCAAGAAACAAUAACACAAACAUGGGACUCUUUGGAAGAAAAUUCAAGGCAUCAAAAGUUACAGCAGUGGCUAACCUUGCCAUUUCAAGGAUUGCCAUUCUCAAAAAUCAGCACCAGGUUAGGUGCUCACUAGCCCGUUCUGACGUUACUCAGCUACUCCAUCUUGGUCGCCAAGAAGACGCCCUUCAUCGAGUUGAACAUGUUAUCAAGGAACAGAACACUGUAGAUGCACUUGCAAUGAUGGAAAACUACUGCCAUCUCCUAAUAGAAAAAAGGGUGCUGAUAAAAACUCAAGGGGAAUGUCCUGAGGAGCUUGCAGAGGCAAUCUCAAGCUUGAUUUUUGUGGCUUCAAGAUGGGGGGAGUUCCCAGAGCUACAUGAACUUCGGGAGAUUUUCACGUCAAGAUAUGGGAAUGAAUUUGCGGCUCAAUGUGUUGAAUUAAGAAAUAAUUGUAGCGUGCAGCCAAAGAUGAUACCCAAGCUAUCAAAACGUCACUCAGGAUCAGAGAAAAGAAAGAAUAUGCUUAAUGAUAUUGCUGCUGAUUGUGGUAUCACUCAGUGUAUAGAGGAUGAGACUUCUCAUGGAUCACAAUCGAGGCCAGAGGUUGACAGUGAGAAUGAAUGUGCUAAAGGUGAAGAGGGAUCUCAACAAGGCACAGAAGCAGCUUCGGUGAUCAUAUUGGAGGAUAGUCAGAUAGUACAAAAUGCCUGAUGCUUCUCUAUCAGCAGCUAAUGCAACAGCAGCACUAAGCAAGAGUUGUUUGGAUUUAUCCAAGCCUAACAAGGGAAAUCAUUAGGGCAUGGUUGACUGGAAAGCAUCUUUGCAAUCAUGCAACUGUAACACGUUCGGAAGGGACAAAGUCGUGAACGGAUGCAACAGGGCUCAGGAAAAAAAAGCAUCAGCACACAAUGUUUCUGGAAAACAACGAUAGAGCAGCUGCAUGCGACAGAUGCUAUUCCGGAAUGAACUGCACCUCCAGCAUUAGACCCACUGGUGCUGCAUCGAGUGCCUAGCUAGAGCUUCUUCAUAUUCUUUUCUUAGAUAGGAAUUUGCUUGUUUGUGUGUGGUGGAGUUGGUUUUGGGGGUGGGGGGUGGGGUAGG
Lycium ferocissimum is the source of this 1280-nucleotide messenger RNA. RefSeq lists its product as uncharacterized. The record is from RefSeq and is a predicted model, not a curated record. The transcript has 6 exons. Lineage: Eukaryota; Viridiplantae; Streptophyta; Magnoliopsida; Solanales; Solanaceae. Gene Ontology annotation, biological process: protein transport. The coding region runs from base 201 to 890 and encodes 229 amino acids.